This is a messenger RNA of Didymodactylos carnosus, 541 nucleotides long. NCBI's taxonomy places the organism in Eukaryota, Metazoa, Rotifera, Eurotatoria, Philodinida, Philodinidae. The record is from the annotation of a GenBank genome assembly.
UAUUGAUACUUUAAAUGCUCCCCAUGGAAGAACGUUAGAUGUUGAUCUGAAAUCGAAACUAAAUCGAGGUCGCCGGAUCAUAGUUAAUGGAAUGACCAAUAACAAGAAACCAGCAUUUAGUUGGGUUAAAAAUGGUGAAGGUAAAGAUUACGACUACUCUCAAGAUCAUUUAUAUGUCAAAGUUCCAUCAUCGGCUACCAAUGGUGAAUUAGCAAUAGUUGAAGAUACAUUGAAACCAGGAUUCUUUUUAGCUCGGCAUCAUCAUAAAAAGAUGACAGAAAUAUUUUUUGUUGUUGAAGGUCAAGUACAAUUUAUAUUUGAUGGUAAGACAAUAACAACAGAUAAAGGUGAUACAAUUUCAGUGCCACCAAAUACAUGGCAUGCAGCUAAAUCAACUAAUGGUGGUAAAAUGUUAACAAUAUUUAAAAAUGGACGAUUUGAUGUUUAUUUAGAAAGAUUAUCAAAAAUGACUAAAGCUGACUUUAAAAAUAAGAAAUUAAUGAAACGUGUGUCACAUGAGUUUGAUAUUUACAACGAAUAG